UGCUCUAUCAUCAUGUCGUUCUCUUUGAAUACCUUCCUUUUUACCCUUAUCGCUUUUCUCAGCCUCCGCAUCGUCGCAGAAGUCGAAACCACUUGCAACCCGACCAAGAAAUCAUGUGCCCCCGACCCUGCCCUCGGCACCGAACACACCUGGUGGUUCAAUUCAACUCUUGACGAUAAACUAUGGAACAUGGCCACGGGAACUCUCAACUACACUGCCGAAGGCGCCGAGUUUGCCAUUCGUACUGAGAACACGUCCACUCUUUUGGAGUCCAACUUUUACAUUUUCUUCGGGGUGAUGGAAGUGCACGCUAAAAUGGCCGUCGGCCGGGGAAUCAUUAGUAGUGUGAUUCUACAAUCGGAUGACCUCGACGAGAUCGACUGGGAGUGGGUGGGCUAUAACACGAGUGCCGUGCAAUCCAACUUCUUUGGAAAGGGCAACACCACGACGAGCAACCGAGGAGAAAUCCUCCCCGCAGCAAAUGCCGAUACCGUUUUUCACAACUACACAACCUAUUGGGAUAAGGAUCGGCUGGAGUGGUGGAUUGAUGGUGAAUUGAUGCGCACGGUCAACUACUCAGAACCACUCACCCUGUACGGCAAAAAUUAUCCGCAGACCCCCUGCCGAGUCAAGGUCAGCAAUUGGCCCGUCGGGAUUGCGAGUGAAUCUAUCGGAAAUAUUGAAUGGGGUGGAGGUCUUGUUAAUUGGGACGAAUUGCCUUUUAUCAUGACCGUGCAAAGGAUGCGAGUCCAGGAUUUCCAUUCCGGCAAAGAAUAUGAAUAUGACGGGACAUCGGGAUCUUACGAGAGUAUCAAGGUUAUUAGUGGAAAUUCAACAGCCAAAACAGAAAUCAACAAAAAGCCAGCCGAAACCGUGGCCGAAAAGUGGGACGGUCUCAGCGAAGGUGCUCAUAUUGGUGUCUAUGUUGGCGCCUCCGCAGCUGCCGCCGCUGUCGUUCUUGCAUUUGUAUGGUGGUGCUUACGGCAACGCAGAGCUGGUCGCCUUCAGCGUGCCCUGGAUGAUUCUGGACAGGGCGGUGCCGAACUCAGACAGAUGGAGAACCAAAAGACUUGGAGGCAAAGCCAGUGGGGACAACAAACCUACCAAAAGGUACCUUAG
This is a messenger RNA of Penicillium cinerascens, 1119 nucleotides long. Its product is annotated as glycoside hydrolase family 16 protein. Lineage: Eukaryota; Fungi; Ascomycota; Eurotiomycetes; Eurotiales; Aspergillaceae. The record is from RefSeq and is a predicted model, not a curated record. Gene Ontology annotation, molecular function: glycosyltransferase activity; hydrolase activity, hydrolyzing O-glycosyl compounds. Gene Ontology annotation, cellular component: fungal-type cell wall. The annotation marks the transcript as partial. The transcript has 2 exons. Gene Ontology annotation, biological process: fungal-type cell wall organization; carbohydrate metabolic process.